Molecule: messenger RNA, 489 nt
Organism: Histoplasma capsulatum G186AR
Lineage: Eukaryota; Fungi; Ascomycota; Eurotiomycetes; Onygenales; Ajellomycetaceae
Exons: 2
Coding region: 1-489 (162 amino acids)
Source: RefSeq, a predicted model, not a curated record
AUGCUCGCGAUUCCCUAUCGUCGCAUCGUGCCAUCGUCUCAUCGAACCUUCUUCCCCGCUUCUCUAAGUUAUAUGCAGCGCGUCACGUCGAUGGCGGUCAAUGAUACGGAAAUAUUACAGGCACACGCCCGUGAUGGAGCGUGGCACAAGGCACGGCAGAUCUCUGCACUGUCCGAAGUCCUCGUAGUUGCGUACCGUGAACUCGACACACUCCGCAAACGCGUCUGUCCCUGUCGAUACCGCCGUCCCGUAUUGUCACUGUCACCCGGGAAUCGCGCCCCCGUGCCUGAAACCGAGCCAGCCAGUAGUCAGCCAGUCGUCAGCCAGUCAGCCGCAGCCAAUCCCCUGAGCCAUCCAUUCUUCCUCUGCUUCCUCCUCUGCUUCCUCACCGAUUCCUCCUCCCUUCUCCUCCCCUCGUCCUCCUCCUCCUCUCACAACCAAUUGCAGCUGGUCGAUCUUGGCUGGGCUAAAAACAGCACUACGCACUAG